AUGUCUACGUUUGUUCCAAUUAGACUUGCUGAUACUUGUCAGAAUCUACCUCCCACCGAUACACCUAUUACUUCAAUAUUUAAGUAUGCCGAUAUACUCACUCCUUCCGAAAUUAAUCUCGUAAACCACCCUCCAUACAAUCUUACGCUCUCUCUUGACGCUCUCCUCGAUCCUACAUACAAUCAACGCAAAAAACACGUUACACGUCAACUCCUUCCUCGUCCGCAAAAUUCAUGGAUUAUUUUUCGGCGAGACUUUGAAGGUCGACUACGUGCUCAACACCCCACUGAACCAUAUACUAUCCACGAAAUUUCGAAGAUUGCCGGCAAUCAAUGGAAAAUUCAGUCCGACAUGGUCAAAGAAUACUUUUACGUGCUUUCUAAAUUAGCCCAAAAACUACACCAACUCGCUUUCCCUGGUUACGUUUACAAACCAAAAAGGGCUACACAGAGAAAAAGAAAUGGAAAUUUUUUAUUCAAAAAUAUUGAUAAGGCUACAUUUACCAGUAAGCAACAUAGUAGAAUGCACUCACAAAGAAACAUUGAAGAUACCAAUAUACAGAGUAUUAAAGGCCAGACAAAGGAGAAUAAUCAAAGCACGGUUUUUACAGAUAUAGACAGACAUUUCGUCUACGAGAACACGCAUAAUGACGCUUGGCUCGAAGACUCAUUUGAGGAUGGCAAUAAUUACGUCACAUCACUCGUCUGUCAUGAUAUCCAAUUGACUAAUCCGGAUAAUUCUACUAAUAUUUGUAACACCGAUAGCACGUCAAUGUAUUCUACAUUCGAUUUGCCUAUCCAGUAUCUCGUUUAUAAUCCUUUCGUUUUUAUUUCCGAUUGUCCUCAAAAUGAUACGAUUCUUGAAAUGUAUUAUCUGAUACCAUUGUCUCAAAUAGAUACCUUUAAUGUCGAUACACGACUGAUUGAAAAUAGUGGACAGACAUGGCCAGCACAGUUUUACAUUACCAACUACUAUGGAUAA
Molecule: messenger RNA, 981 nt
Organism: Paraglomus occultum
Lineage: Eukaryota; Fungi; Glomeromycota; Glomeromycetes; Paraglomerales; Paraglomeraceae
Source: the annotation of a GenBank genome assembly